AUGGAACAAGCCUGUCAAGAUUUAGAGGAGAAGGCAACUGAGAGCCUCAUGGGUGCUGCCAAGAUGGGUGAAGGGUGUGGAGAUACUGAGGAAGGGGCAGAUGAGGAUCUCGUGAAUGCUGCCAAAAUGGAACAAGCCCAUCAAGAUUUAGAGGAGGAAGCAGCAGAGAGUCUCAUGGGUGCUGCCAAGAUGGGCAUAGAAUGUGGUGAGAUUGAGGAAGAGGCAGAUGAUAGUGUCGUGGAUUCUGCUGACAUUGCCCCAGCAUGUGGAAAUGAGGAGGAAGGGGCAGCUGAGAGUCACGUGAAUGUUGCCAAGAUGGAAGAAGCCCAUGAAGAUUUAGAGGAGGCGGCAACUGAGAGGCAGCUGGGUGCUGCCGAGGUGGACAAAGACUGUGAAGAUGAGGAGGAAGGAUCAGCUGAGACUCUCGUGAAUGUUCAAAGGUGGAACAAGCCCCUAGAGAUCUAG
Molecule: messenger RNA, 465 nt
Organism: Schistocerca americana (American grasshopper)
Lineage: Eukaryota; Metazoa; Arthropoda; Insecta; Orthoptera; Acrididae
Exons: 1
Coding region: 1-465 (154 amino acids)
Source: RefSeq, a predicted model, not a curated record